ACGGACAGUUUUAUUAGCAAAAAAAGCUGCUAGAUUUAGCUUUAAUUCCAGUGGUAGAUAUAGCUUAAAUAAUGGUAUUCUAAAUAGUGGGUAUUUAAAUAACCAGAAUGAUUUUGGAAAAGCCUUCCGCUCAACUGCAAAUGCUAAUUAGAACAAAAUGCAACGAGAACGUUGAAACUAGAAAUCAGGAUCUCGAAAAUAUCAAGGAAUGGUUAAGAAAACAGCCGCAUUUGCCUGAUACCUGGGAUGAUGAAAUGUUACUUGCUUAUUUACGCAACUGUAAUUUUUCCCUGGAAAAAACUAAAACUAAACUAGACAAAUUCUUUAGUAUCAAGCAUGCACUUCCGGAAAUUUUUGCAGAUUAUGAUAUCACAAGACCGGAGUUACAAGAGUGUCUACGUGGCGUCCAAAUCUACACGAGCCCUCGCCUCACGUCUGAAGGGUACCGAGUACACUUUGUUCGCGUUGUUGAUUCAGAACCAGAUAAUAUUAAUUUGAUCACAUUUCUAAAACUUGUAAUAAUGAUUGCCCAAGCUUAUCUCAAAAGCGAAGAUGUUGAAGCGGCUGGUGAAGUCCAAAUUGUAGAUGCAAGUUUCUUCAGUUAUAAACAUUUUGCUCAAAUUACUCCGACGUUUGCCAAAAAGCUUCUCACUCUAGUCCAAAAUGCCUUUGCUUACAAAAUUAAACAAUUUCAUGUAAUUAAUGCACCGGCACUUGUAGAUCCUCUCCUAAAAGUUGUAUCUCCAUUUCUUAAACAAAAACUAAGGAAUCGGAUAUAUUUGCACCGGAAUGUGGAGUCCCUCGUUGAUCAUGUCCCGAAAGAUAUGACUCCAGAAGAGUUCGGUGGAAACGCUGGAAAAAUGAAACCUCAUAUGGACAAAUUAAUUGAAUUAAUUAGUGGAGAGUUUAACUCGUGGCUAAAACAACAAGAACUUCUUAAAUCGGACGAAACGAAAAGAAUUGUAAGGCCACAAUGGUGCGAAGAUGUGUUUGGGUUAGAUGGUAGUUUCAAAAUGCUGAAUAUAGAUUGAUUCAUUUCUUGAUUGCAUUUGUCUGUAUGUAAUCAUUUUUAUUAGUCACAGAAGUUGGUAUGAUAUUGCACUUAAAUAAACAAUUAUUUUAAUGUAUUAAUGCUUAACUACCUCUAUAUUUCUACGCAAGUAUCCGUAUUCUACAGUAAACUCUAAA
Zophobas morio is the source of this 1188-nucleotide messenger RNA. RefSeq names its product alpha-tocopherol transfer protein-like. The transcript is spliced from 4 exons. Gene Ontology annotation, molecular function: phosphatidylinositol bisphosphate binding. Gene Ontology annotation, cellular component: membrane. The record is from RefSeq and is a predicted model, not a curated record. NCBI's taxonomy places the organism in Eukaryota, Metazoa, Arthropoda, Insecta, Coleoptera, Tenebrionidae. Bases 108 to 1031 code for a protein of 307 amino acids.